AUGAAGUUCGCUGUUAGCUUUACCUUCCUUGCUCUCACUGUUACAACAUCUGCUGCUCCCGUCCGGCGUGACGUUUCGACUAUAGAAACGGUUAUCAACGUCGUUAGCAAUGCAGCCGACGCACUCGGGAGCGCAGUGAGCUCAUUUAGCGGGUCUCCGUCGUUGCUCACUGUUGUACCACUUACAGUUGCUCUGACGGCAUUGACCGGCGCCGUCACCGCAGCUACCCCUGUAGUGCUCGCCAGCGCGAAGCUCAAUACGGCGGACAGCGACAUCAUCGUUUCAGACGUUACGGCGCUAGCAUCGCAUAUGGAUGCUGCCUUUACGCCUCUUCAAGCAGCUCGCCCCGAGUUUGACUCGCUUCUCGUCUCGCCUUUCGUUAUCACCACCGGAACAGAGCUAGGCGGUCUUCAGGCGGUCAUGGUUCCCUUUCAGGAUGCCCUCUCAAGCAUAACCUCGCCGGCAAGUGCAGAUGAUACAUUCAAGGGCCACAUAACUGAUGAUCAUAUUGGACAGCCGGGCGCGCUGGCCAUUGACUUCGACUCAAUCAACAAUCCCAUCACCGCCGCGCUCAACGCCUUUGGACUGGACCUCGGUUUGUGA
Peniophora sp. CBMAI 1063 is the source of this 603-nucleotide messenger RNA. The record is from the annotation of a GenBank genome assembly. NCBI's taxonomy places the organism in Eukaryota, Fungi, Basidiomycota, Agaricomycetes, Russulales, Peniophoraceae.